AUGCUUGACCAUUCAAUCUCGUAUAAUGUUAGGGAACCUACAAAUAAUGUUGAACCAAUAACCAUAGAUCCUACUGUAUCAGCCGCAUACGUAACACAAGUUUUGAUAAUUCCACCGAUAUACAUUGUUUUUCUUGCAAGUGUGUUAUGCUGUCUCUUUAAUGCGGCUUUUAAUUACAUUCUUUCAGGGAGGGGAACAGUUGCACGUACAAUAGAAAAAUGGAGCAGCGUAUUGCGGUUAUUAAGACAUUCGCUUAUUGUUAAACAAAAAAAAGAUGUUAAAACUAUUGUAACGGAAUCCAACGGAUAUGGAGAAGGUGAUGGUCUUUUGGAUUCAAACACAGUCUCUACUGAUCACGUUGAUAAUGCACUUUUUUUUCAGGGAAUAUCUAAUCCACAAUCAUUAGAAGAGACUUCACCUGUAGUAAACGCUUCCAUAGCAAAUGAGGCCUUACAGAAUUCAUUACAAUAUGUAAGACUUGAAGCACAACGUAUGGUUUUUGUUUAUAAUCCCAAGUAUAUGAUCAUAGCCACAGCAAAAAGCUUAAUAAUGUUAAUGAUAAUUCAGUAUCAUUUUGAUUUUAAGGGUGGUUGGGAUAGGCUAGUUGUUUGUUGUGCAGCCAAUCUGAUGAGUGGGUUACUUACGCCUGUAUUGGAGUAUGGUGCUCGCCUUUUACUCCCACUUGACCUUGAUUGUGGUAGAAAGGAUUUGGUUGUGGAACCCGAAGAGCCGAAAGACUCCGUGCUUAUUGUUGAAGUACUUGUUCAGAUUGGUAGACUGGAGCUUGAGGACCUUGAAACUGUAUUGAUCCAGUGUAGCACAUUCAUUGUUUUUGGAGCUGUUCUUUUGCCUGCAGCGGUAGUGUUUUGUGUGGCUGGUUUUAGUGCUUUUAUUUGGGUCUUUUCACCUAUAUGGCUAGUGUAUGCGUUGGUACGUUAUUUCUACUAUCGCUCUGCUAGCGUUGGAGUACAGGCAUCCAGUGGUAGAGGAGGUGAUGUGUUGUUUACACCUGCAGGUGAAUUUGUGAAGGCGGCACUGUUGAAGGUGAUGACUUUGUUUUUACUUCAAUGGACGAUUCAAUGUAGUUUCCUCUUUGGUUUGGUAUUACUGCAGGGUGGAAAAUAUGUGGAGGCAUUGCGCACAGAAGCGCAGAAUCAAGUGUUCUGUUGGUAUAAUCCAAUGAAGAUGAACCAAUUCCAGUGGCUGUGUUUUGUCAGUCAACUUUUUUUCUAA
This is a messenger RNA of Trypanosoma theileri, 1233 nucleotides long. RefSeq lists its product as uncharacterized. NCBI's taxonomy places the organism in Eukaryota, Euglenozoa, Kinetoplastea, Trypanosomatida, Trypanosomatidae. The coding region runs from base 1 to 1233 and encodes 410 amino acids. The record is from RefSeq and is a predicted model, not a curated record. The transcript has a single exon.